AUGUACGACGAGUACCUCCGCAGGGAAGACUGUCCACUGUUUCAUUACGGACUAGGUGUAUCCCUCGACAGGUUUCGCGCUUAUGGAAUCAAGCACAAGCUGUUCAACUCCAAGGAUGCACAAGACGACGUGCGUGUCGUAUGCCAUGUGCGACGGAUGGUCGACCUUAUUGCCAAACGUGGCAAUGCCAAGCCGCUACGAUAUACUAUCAUCCAUCAUUAUCAUUUCACCCGCAUGAUCGCCUUCUACACGAAUUUCAACAAGUACGAGUCGCCUUUGACACCGGACGAGGUGGCAAGAAUUGUGGCGUUCAUCAAGGCUGAGCUCGAUCUGCCAUCGGACUCAGAGGCCCUCUGGUACUGGGAUUGCGAGAAUCCCUCUACCGCGACGUCUGACACUCUGACGAACCCUAAAAUUCCUAAGGCCGUUAAACUACAUAUGCAAGUGACACAGACUGAGAACGAAGAUCAACAACCUGUAUUCGAGGACGUGGACCUGGAGAUACGGGCAAGGUACGUGUCCUACGCCACCAAGCGCAAAGGCGCGCGGCGAGUCUAG
Punctularia strigosozonata HHB-11173 SS5 is the source of this 558-nucleotide messenger RNA. RefSeq lists its product as uncharacterized. The transcript is spliced from 2 exons. The record is from RefSeq and is a predicted model, not a curated record. NCBI's taxonomy places the organism in Eukaryota, Fungi, Basidiomycota, Agaricomycetes, Corticiales, Punctulariaceae. Bases 1 to 558 code for a protein of 185 amino acids.